Messenger RNA from Copidosoma floridanum, 774 nucleotides. It is a transcript of the gene mRpL14, whose product is annotated as mitochondrial ribosomal protein L14. The record is from RefSeq and is a predicted model, not a curated record. Lineage: Eukaryota; Metazoa; Arthropoda; Insecta; Hymenoptera; Encyrtidae. Gene Ontology annotation, cellular component: ribosome; mitochondrion. Gene Ontology annotation, molecular function: structural constituent of ribosome. Gene Ontology annotation, biological process: translation.
CAUGGGCACGAAUGGUUAUGUGGCAUGCGUUACGCUCUAAAUGUGCCCGCAGCCUAACACCUUCAGUUACCACGUAUUGCCUAUUUCAAUUAUUAAAUGACAUCAAAAUUAUUACAAUAAAUACUAUCUUAAUAGUAAAUUUUAUACUUAAAUCCACUGUUAAAAUUUAAUGUUAAUUUUUUGAUGUUUACCUCGACAUAAGUUUUGCUUUAGAAAUGCACAUCUUACCAAGAGGAAUUUGUACAUUGGCUGUUCGAUUCAAUGUACACCGAUUGACUCGUCUCAGAGUAGUGGACAACAGUGAAAUUGGAAAAAAAGCUAUGCUUGAAGGAAAACCACCUUACUGUUUUCAUGUCUACAACAAAGUAGGCAAGGGGCAAAUCGGAGAUAAAAUAAUGGUUGCUGUCAAAGGAGAGAAAAAAAAAGGAAUAAUUGUAGGAUUGAAACAGAAUCAAAAACCAAAAAUACCGAAACUUGAUACGAACAAUUUAGUUCUGAUUGACGAUAAUGGAAAUCCUCUUGGAACACGAGUACAUGUUCCUAUUCCUCAUAUUCUAAGAACUAUCUUAAAAGAAAAAACAUGUGUAAAAGGUGCUGAUUAUACAAAACUUCUAGCAAUCGCUACAAACUUUGUUUGAUCUCACAAUGGAUGUAUAAAAUAUCAGAAUUCUUGAAAAACGAUGGUAAAAAAAAUUUUCGGAAACUUUUAAAAUAAUUUUUGUAUAUUGCAUAAUAUGUAGAACUUUGAUCACUAAAAAUAAAAAAUAAACCUUC